Bactrocera neohumeralis is the source of this 1906-nucleotide messenger RNA. RefSeq lists its product as uncharacterized. The transcript is spliced from 4 exons. NCBI's taxonomy places the organism in Eukaryota, Metazoa, Arthropoda, Insecta, Diptera, Tephritidae. The coding region runs from base 1138 to 1746 and encodes 202 amino acids. The record is from RefSeq and is a predicted model, not a curated record.
GUAUAAAAACAUGAACUCCAUCGCGUUCUUACGUCAAGAAUCAUUUUCUUGGUAUUACUUGUAGAAGCCCCGUUAUCUAUUUGUUUCUUCUGCAAUUUAUUACUGGCAUUAACACUUUUUUUAAUAAACUUAACAAUGUCGCGCAUCUUAGUUAUCAAAGCUGAUACUUCCGUGGACUUAUCUAUUGAUUGCGCUAGAACCAAAUUAAGCGUGCGUGCGAAGCAGGGUAUUAUUUCAUUAUGGUUGAAUCAUUAUCAGUUACACAAGCAGAAAUUUUAUUUAUGGAAACGUUCCACUCGUUGAAAAGUUUAAACAUAGUUUCUUCUAAAUAAGCUGCUGUAUGACUUUCGUGCAGUUCGAUUACUCCUAACGUCCCACUCAACAAACGUAAAUUGUCCAAAAAAUGAAUUGUUACCCCAAGGAACGACUGAUUUUUCAUUGUCUCCGACCAUAUGUCAUUCGUUAGGCAAUAACUGUCGCACUUACGAAUAUACUCUUUGAAAAUUGAAGACAGCGCUUCAUAUUUUUCAUCCACUCGUAAUUUUAUUGUUUCUCUACUUGGAACUUUAAAAAGCGGAACCAGUUCUUUCAUCAUCUGCAGAAAACCUUUUCCUUCUACGGUAGAAAAUGGCUUGUUGUCCAUUAUAAUAUAUUUAGGGCCAUCUUGGUAAGGAAUACUUUUGUCCUGCUCAAAACAGUCUUUCAUUAGUUUGGAUCAGCGCUGGCAACUGAUCCGAUUUAUUUUGCAGUACUGACGGAGUACAUGUACUAGGAGACGAUUCAAUACAUGCAUUCUUCUUAUUACUAUUUUCGGAUAACUCACUUGACGCUGUAUUCCCUGCGGUUGGUGAUAUGUUAAUUAUUUCAGAAAUUUUUCGCUGUUUAAGUUCCGAGUGCGGCGUAGUUUUAUAGCCCUGACAGACGACAGCGCUAAUAUGCAUUAGCGGGCUUAAUUUACAUUUAUUUGCGCAUUUGACCCAUGUGAAUGCAAAUUUGUAAUGCAUAAGAAUUUCGUGCAUUUGGCUGAAUUUAGUAGGCAACAUUGGUUAAAAAUGACAGAUUUUUGCUAUUGUGAAUGGUGAUUGACCGAAGGAAGAAGAAAAAACGUAAACAAAAGAUUUGAAGAAAGCGCUAAAGAUGGAGAUGAAUAAACAAAGAACAACGUGGAAAAAUAGUGAUGAAGUUAUAUUAAUAGAUUUGCACAUCUACGCAGACAUAUCUGUGCAAAUGGCGCACAAAUUUACUGCAAAAGAAGUGCAUGUUAAAAUACGUAAUCUUACACAAAAAUAUAGAGACGAAAGGAAAAAAGUUGGGCCCUGGGGGGGCAGCCCAUCGCUGUUGAAACAUUUUGAUGCGGUCCAUCAAAUUAUCGGACUGACAGCAACGAAUACUGCUGAAGUAUACGAAUCGUUUAUUGUGUCAUCUAUGGCUAUAGGAUCACCAGAACCAAUGUCGCCAGAGCCAGAAGCAAUGUCGCCGGUGUGUACGCCAGUAAUUACAUUGACGAACUCGCCAUUAGUGUCGCCAUUAGGUAGCUCGACAACAGCAGCGGGUGAAUCUCCAAGUAAAAAGAGAAAUUACAUGGUCGAACUAAUAAAAGUGGCAAAAGAACAAAACGAAUUGCUGAAGACAGUGGUGGAGGACGGGAAAAUAUUGACUGAGAGAGUUGUUACUGCAAUUGAAGAACAAAGUAGUAAUACAAAAGAGUUUAUAGGUAUUAUGAAAACUAUUUUAGAAAAAAUGUAAUAAUAAAAUGAAUUUGAACUGAAUAUUUAUUUUAGAAAAAAUGUAAUAUUAAAAUGAAUUUGAACUGAAUAUUAAUUUUAGAAAAAAUGUAAUAAUAAAAUGAAUUUUAACUGAAUAUUAAUUUUAGAAAAAAUGUAAUAAUAAAUGGACUUAAACUAAA